AUCUUCGACAAUACGGGUGAAAAUGGAGUCCACUGCUGCCCAUACCUCACAGUGCUCACCCAGACUGCUUCCAGUAGAGAGAAGCUCAAAGUAGCUACGGGUCUCCAUAUCGCUUCCCAGAGUACAGGGCAUUUAGAUUCCAUACAGGCCGUUCUAAGAAGCAACGCGACUUAUGCUGAGAACUUGGCGACGGUUGACAUUACCAGAAAUAGCACACUGAGCCAACCACUUAAGAUCGACCACAUCCACUCUCUCAUGGACGCCACCUCUUGAGCGACCCUAUUCGGAGUUGACCAUCGCGUCCACAAUAAGCCCACAUAAUAUUGGCAUCCAGAUCCGCUUCAAUACGAACGGUAUCAACAUCACCUACAUAGACUCUAUUGUCACGACUACCGGCGAUAUCUCCUUCACUGCCUUUAGCCUGUUCAGCCCACCGCCUGCUGCACCAGGUAUUCCUCGAGGAUUGGAGUCCUCUUCCUGUAAACGCCCGCGACAAACGUGCAGUCAUCCAAGCAGCAGCAGAUGCAUACUUCGACUAUUUUACCAAUAAUAGCAUUGCAGUCCCU
Messenger RNA from Hyaloscypha bicolor E, 566 nucleotides. RefSeq lists its product as uncharacterized. The annotation marks the transcript as partial. The record is from RefSeq and is a predicted model, not a curated record. Lineage: Eukaryota; Fungi; Ascomycota; Leotiomycetes; Helotiales; Hyaloscyphaceae. The transcript has a single exon.